CGUAUCACGAUUGGUUGCCGUUCAUUCACSCUGCUUGGAUUUUGUUCUACCGCUAUCACUUUUUCGACUAGAAGUAUUUUUUGUGGAGAGGWCAUCAAAACCGAUCCAACAAGCUUCGACAAAGGCAUAGAUUUACUGAUUGCUCUGCUCAGUCAUCAAAUCAAAGGACAAAUAUCAUACAUUCAGCUAUCAAGUAAAGACACAGUAAAUCCUCUAUUAUGUCGGGAGAAAAAGAUUUAUCCGUUGGAUUUUUAGGUUGUGGCAAAAUGGCAUCCGCGUUGAUGCAAGGUCUCGUCAACAAGAAGUUGGUCAACGAUCCUUCGUCGAUCAGUUGCUCCGAUGUUUACAAACCAAGUGUGGAAUAUGCGUUGGAAAAGGGAUACAAUGCGACGGAAUCGAAUUUAGAAGUAUGUAAGACCGCUAAGGAUGUGGUCGUUAUUGCAGUCAAGCCAAAUGUAGUACAGAAUGUUUGUGCUGAUAUUGCAAGUGUCGAUAGUGAUGCAGUGAUCAUCAGUAUUGCCGCAGGCAUUACUUUGGCGACUYUGGAGGGGUACCUUCCAGGGAGACGAAUUGUCCGCGUCAUGCCAAAUACACCUUGCCUUGUGGGUGAAGCUGCAUCUGGAUAUGCCAUGGGUACGCAUUGUAACAGUAACGACGAGGAGAUAGUAGAGAAACUCCUYAACGCUGUCGGAGUUGCAAAGAAAAUCAAAGAAAUUUUGCUAAACGCAGUCACCGGUGUSAGUGGAAGCGGUCCAGCAUACGUUUACCAGUUCAUUGAAGCGCUGGCUGAUGGUGGAGUCCGUUCUGGUUUGCCUAGAGAUGUCGCUAUGGAGCUUGCUGCACAAACAGUCAAGGGAGCAGCUGUUAUGGUAUUGGAAAGUGGAAAUCACCCCGGGAAACUCAAAGAUGAUGUGACAAGCCCAGGUGGAACAACUAUUGCYGGCGUGGAAGCGCUAGAAAAUGGGUAAGAAUUUAUGAAUUUAUACAUGGUUCAGUUUUUGGGUAAGGUUAUUUAUUUUCGAUAUCCUAACUYGGGUCUACWAUUGAUGUCUUCUAUUUUUAUGUCACGUUGAAUCGAUGCUACAGAGGAUUUCGUUCGGCUGCUAUUUCAGCUGUCAAAGCUGCUACCAGGCGAUCGAUGCAACUCGGAGGUAUCUCAGAGGAGGAUAUCAAGCAUGUCCACAACUUAUAAGAAUAACCUUGAAURGGACUAAAUACAAGAACAAUAUACUCAUUCUCAAGUCUCUCCCAUUUUUGUYGAGUUUAUCGUUCCGAUGGCUUGAAUGAUUCCAAUUUUUAAUCAACGGAAUACUCGACACAGGAAUGGUAACAAAAUUACAGGUUGKCAAACCAACUUAAUACUCUCCAAGUAACGGCAAAGUACUUCCAACAAGUAUAGAGCAAGAUUCGUGGAAUAACAUUGAGCCAACUAUUCAUACUGUGACGUAUUAUUGGUAGAAUUACUACACUAUUUGCCUUCAUAACGUUACCAGCUAGUACAGAAAGUUGAUAYUAUCAUUGUUACUAACGACCUUUUCGUAUUACGGUAAUCGUGCUAACAGUACGAACUACUGUUAUUUGUAGGUAUUUUUUAGUAAAAAGGUUCAACGUGUCACUUCAAACGUGUGUGCGAAGAAGAKAAAUACUUCUACCUCCGAUGUUUUUUCAUACGUACCAAUCAGUCCCGACUUCAAUUACAUCAUUCAUUUCGUCGAAUCUUCGUUCCGAUUUUUCAGGCUGCUACCSGUAGCAGUGGUGUGAGGGCACUUGCAUUCAGUCGUCUUAUCCUUCCGUACCGUGUCGUACUGAUAGCGCGCAGAAAGUACUGGUGAAUAUGCACCGUAAUGCACGUCAACACAUCCAUGGUGUCCGCUAAUUUUCUCGGUUUCUCCAUCAAUCGGUAUUUCAAAACCUUUUGUACUUCGUAACAGCAGCAUCGUAAAACAUCCUUCACACUAUUGAUUUUUGAGGAAAAUGUCUGCCCCUAACUCGAGUCCACCCGGAAAUCUAAAGUUUGCCAUCCCCAAGAAAGGAAGGCUUCACGAAAAGGUCGUCGAAGCGCUCAAGGGCGCUGGCAUCGAGUUUCGGCGUGAGGCCCGCCUGGAUGUUGCCGUUUGUAACGGAUUGCCCAUCACCUUGAUCUUUCUUUCUGCAUCUGAUAUUGCCAAAUUUGUGGGCGAGGGUAACGUAGAUCUAGGAAUCACGGGACAAGAUAUGGUUGCAGAAAACCAAGUGGUUGUCAACAGUAUUUUAGAUUUGGGAUUUGGAAAAUGCAGGCUUUCCGUUCAAGCACCAGUUGCCGAUAAAAUUGAAGACGUCACGGCUCUCGCCGGAAAAAGAAUUGCCACCAGUUUYCCCAAUCUAACGAAAAAGUUCUUCGACGAAUACGAUGAGAAACUCGGAGUGUCGACCAGUAUUCAAUAUAUUUCCGGUUCUGUGGAAGCGGCUUGCGGACUUGGUCUUGCGGACGCCGUUGUCGACCUUGUAGAAACAGGCACUACCAUGAGGGUAAGACCUUCUGUUAUGAUUUUGCGCUGCACUGGUUCCAUUGGUUUCGAAUUUAUUGAUUCAUCACAUUUUAAUUGAUCCUCAUGCCAUGAGUUUUGACUCUGCAAUUACUGUUGUUUUUCCUUCAAGGCUGCUGGAUUAGAAGUCGUCCACGACAUCUUGAGCACWCAGGCUACCUUGAUUUCRAACCCGAAUUCGGARCAUAAGGACCUCGUCACCAAAAUUCAAAGACGCAUCGAGGGCUAUAUCACAGCCACAAAAUACGUCAUGGUUAUGUAUAAUAUUUCUAACGAAUUGAUGCAAGAUGCUAUCAAAAUUACUCCUGGAAAAAAGUCACCGACUAUUACGAGUCUUGAGUGCGGGACWACUAAGGCAGUCUCAGCUCUAAUUCUGAAGAAGGAAGUAUCCGAUAAGAUGGAUGCUCUUCACGACGUCGGAGCUACUGAUAUUUUGGUUCUUGACUUGAAGAAUUCUAGAAUGUAAACUAGUCGGGCGUGCUUAUCAAUUGCGGUAGUAUUCGAUAUUGUAUUUCUAGAGUCGACUAGGCAAUAUCUCGAAUCGCAACUCUUUGAAGAAGCCCUUUUGGUGAAAUAUUUGAUAUUGAUUUGUUCUUCACKGACUAURUUUGGGAAUUYUGUGUUGUAUCAUAAAAUCAAGAUUCAAUUAAUUA
This is a messenger RNA of Pseudo-nitzschia multistriata, 3178 nucleotides long. The record is from the annotation of a GenBank genome assembly. NCBI's taxonomy places the organism in Eukaryota, Bacillariophyta, Bacillariophyceae, Bacillariales, Bacillariaceae.